UCGCUCAUCAGUCAGUCGCUCAGUCGCGCUCUUCUGCGAAUGCAACUCCGUCCAGACACUGGCACGCGAACACCAAACAAACCCAAACAAUGACAUUAUCUGCAACGACACGACAGAAACACAGCAUUAUCUGACCAACUGAACCGAUCCCGCGCCUCUUUCUGCUCGCUGUUUGCCGCCUCAUUCCAGCUCUGCGCCCAGCGGCUUGUGUAGGACCAUGAUGCUCAGCAGCUCAGUGGAUGUACCCAGCCCAGGCGGGAUGAGCGUGGUGGCGGCCCGGAACGUAUUUCGCAGUUCCAGCAUCAGUGGUGCCAUGUACAGCCUGGAGAAGAGCCCCAGCAGCACGGGGCCCGACGCCACAGGCCUGGCUGGAAACAAGAAGCGUCGCUCCAGCCUGGGAGCCAAGAUGGUGGCUAUUGUGGGUCUGUCACAGUGGAGCAAGAGCACACUGCAGCUAAACCAGCAAGAUGGUGGAACAAAGAAGCUACGCAGCACCAUCCGGCGGAGCACAGAGACGGGUAUCGCAGUGGAGAUGAGGAACCGUGUCACACGGCAGGGCAGUAAGGACUCAACAGAUGGCAGCACUAACAGCAACAGCUCUGAUGGGACGUUCAUCUUCCCCACCACUCGCCUCGGCCCUGAGAGCCAAUUCAGUGACUUCCUGGACGGUCUUGGUCCUGCUCAGAUAGUGGGGCGGCAGACAUUAGCCACACCGCCAAUGGGUGAUGUUUACAUCGGUGUGGUGGAUAGAGGGGGUCAGUUAGAGGUCGAGAUCACGCAGGCCCGAGGUCUGACCCCUAAACCAGGCUCAAAGAACAUUCAAGCAACAUAUGUAAAGGUUUAUGUCCUGGAGAAUGGAAUGUGUCUUGCUAAGAAGAAAACCAAAGUGGUGAAGAAAACCCUGGAUCCAACCUUCCAGCAAUCCCUGAUGUUUGACGAGAGCCCGCAGGGGAAAGUGCUACAGGUGAUCGUGUGGGGCGAUUACGGCCGCAUGGACAGCAAGUGUUUCAUGGGAAUGGCUCAGAUCCUCCUGGAUGAUCUAGACCUGACAUCGAUGGUGGGCGGCUGGUACAAGCUCUUCCCCACCUCCUCUAUGGCGGACCACAGCAUCGGCCCUCUGACGCGCCGACUCUCCCAGUCCUCGCUUGAGAGCGCCACCAGCCCCUCGUGCACCUAGACACGUCCACGCCCCAUUCUAAAUAUGCCAGUCUUCUCUAUCUCUAUGUGUGUAUGUUUGUUCAAUAUACCCCGCCACGACCCCAGACACAUGAACACACACUCUGAUAGAUGCAGCCAACUCGCCCGGGGCUGGAACGCUCCUCUUUACCGAUACAGAUAUUAAGAGUUGGAUACAAAUCAGGCGUGACACAUAUAACACACACACCCUCACAGAUGGAUAUGGGUGUAACCAGCAACAUGCGGUUGUAGGGUAGUCAAGAAUCAGUCAUGGCUAGUUACAUGCAGAUCCAUUGUCCACAGGUCAACCAGUAGGGGCAUUUGAUAAAUCCGUCGAGAAAUGUUCCUGACAAUGUAGCAUUCGUGUUGACGUCACGUCACACAGGAAGCAGAAUGGGUUCUCCAAGACUAGUAGUUUCCAGACCCUUGAGGGUCAGUCAUUUCUCUAUGCCAAACCCAAUCAAAGUUUUAUUUUUUAAAAACCAAAGCAAUUCUUAUUAUCUAUAGUGUUAUGUUAUAGAGUAUGGAUAUGUAGCAGAGUCAGUGACUUAGACGAGAUGCAAAAAACAAAGACAUAUUAGAAAAAAAAGGUGCGGUCACAUUAGCGAAAUUUAGUUGGCAAAGAAAUCCAUUUUCCAUUGUCUAUAGUGUAGCGAUGUAUGAAGUCACUUUCAAACCAAGCAACUUUUAGGGCAGCGAUUGCGCCUGACCAACUUGAAGAUGAACGAAAUCUGCUUCGGGACUUUUUCACCCUUGCGCAAAACUCCAAAUCGCAUGGAUUCCUAUAGAAAUGACUGGAAUUCACCUGCAAAAUUUCGCAGAGCAACAUUAAAUGUGAUCGCACCUCUAGACUACAUACACAAUUAAACGUUUAAAGGGCAGGGCUUUACUCCACAUGUCAGGUUAUUUAUUAGAAAUGCACACGAUUCCUAUCGCAUAAAGUAGCGUAUUUUUUUUCUUUUCAGAGAGCUGAAUAAAUAAAUAAAUAUAUAGAUCGAUAUUUGUGUUUAUGUAUUUAUCGACUGCAUUCUGCACGUUAACUCGCAACCCUUGUUGAGCAAAAUAUGUAAAGUGCUAUUUUAAGCUUGCCUUUAAUAUUACGUAGACUUAUAGAUGGUAGGUUAUUUAUUUUGCUAAUGUUUCAUUCUCACUUUUUGUCUGAGCAACUCAAUCUGCACUGAGCUGCAGACGUAGUCCGAGGGACUUGAACCCUCCGAAGGAGAACCAACUGUCCUGUUAAACCAGCAACCCUCAUCCAUAGCUGCAUUGUGGGAUACGCCGAAUGGUGUCUGCUGGCAAGCAAGAGAACUUUUCUUGUAGCAAGUACCGAAGAUUUCUGGGAAGUUAGAGCCACACAAGACUUUACCGCCUCAAGUAGUUUUGGGUUUCUUUCUACCAGCAUUUGGAACUGUUAAAGGCCUUUCCCAUUUCCUGUUACUCUCAGGAGGUCACGCUGAACAAAA
Sinocyclocheilus rhinocerous is the source of this 2639-nucleotide messenger RNA. Its product is annotated as regulating synaptic membrane exocytosis protein 3-like. Gene Ontology annotation, molecular function: transmembrane transporter binding; small GTPase binding. The transcript is spliced from 7 exons. Lineage: Eukaryota; Metazoa; Chordata; Actinopteri; Cypriniformes; Cyprinidae. Gene Ontology annotation, cellular component: cytoskeleton of presynaptic active zone; presynaptic membrane. Gene Ontology annotation, biological process: regulation of synaptic vesicle exocytosis; regulation of membrane potential; calcium ion-regulated exocytosis of neurotransmitter. Bases 218 to 1177 code for a protein of 319 amino acids. The record is from RefSeq and is a predicted model, not a curated record.